Messenger RNA from Seminavis robusta, 558 nucleotides. The record is from the annotation of a GenBank genome assembly. Lineage: Eukaryota; Bacillariophyta; Bacillariophyceae; Naviculales; Naviculaceae.
AUGCUUAUCAUCGACGAAAUUUCAUUCGCGGGGGAACUUGACUUAGUGAAGAUAUUCCACUACACCAAGACCUUGAUGCAAGACGAAUACCAACCAUUUGGGGGACUUAACUUGGUGUUCGCGGGGGACUACUCUCAACUUGAACCAGUGGGACGCCCCCCAAUUUACAAUCUUCAGCACACCAUUCCUGAAUUUCAUGACUCUCUGAAUUCAUUUAUUGAGUUAGAUGGAAUGCACCGCUUCAAAGACGAUCCUGAAUGGGGGCAACGCUGUUUAAGAUUCCGUGAAGGGCGACCAACAGAAGAAGAUAUUGAGACCAUCAAUGACGCCUGCAUGGUUGGCCCAACCCAUGUUCCACCAGAGAACAUUCAAGUUGCUACUUAUCUGAAUCGAGAUCGAGAUGCCAUUAACUCAGCUAUCUUCGAAGAAUUUUGCGGGAAGAACAAACCUGCUGAUGAUUCCGUGCUGAUGGAUGCAGUACUCAUUUUCAUGGACGAUCUUCAAAUGGCCAAUCAAGCAGGGACACUGGUUCCUGUUAAGAGCAAUUCGGUUUUUUAA